CGGCACUAAUACUCUCUCUCCUCUCUCCUCUCUCCUCUCUCCUCUCUCCUCUCAGAGGUUGAGUUAGCUUAACCCGAACGAACGAAUUCCAGCGGCGGUAUGAGUUAGCAAUCAAAACUGAAAACCCUAGUUCCUCAGCCCUAGGGGUUUUUUUUCCCUUUACAAUUUUCAAUUUUUCAAUUUUUUUUACAUUUUUUUUUUUGGGUAAAAUUAAAAUUACCAUGUUUUGGUGAGAUUAUUAUCUGGCAUCGAAGGAGGCGGAAGAAGAAGAAGAAGAAGAAGAGAUGUACAGAGAGCGAGGGUUGGGUGGGUCUAAGGCGACGGAGGUGGUGGGGCCCGCCGCUGAUCGGAAGCAGCGGAUCAACGACGCCUUGGACAAGCAGCUCGAGCGAUCCUCGCCCUCCACUUCUAGGGCAAUGAACGGCAAGGAUAAGCCGCUUAUUAUGGGUGGUAAGCAGCCUCCCUCCGAUCACAGAAACUCUCGCUCUGCCUCUGCGUCUCUCACCAAAAACAAUUGCUCCGAUGAAGAAUCUGAGACAGACAGUGAAGAGUCAGAUGUUAGUGGUUCCGAUGGGGAUGACACAUCUUGGAUUUCAUGGUUUUGCAAUUUGCGAGGAAAUGAAUUUUUCUGUGAAGUGGAUGAUGAUUACAUACAAGAUGAUUUUAACCUCUGCGGGCUAAGCAGCCAAGUGCCAUACUAUGAUUAUGCACUUGAUUUAAUUUUGGAUGUUGAAUCUUCUCAUGGUGAUAUGUUCACAGAAGAACAAAAUGAAUUGAUUGAAUCAGCAGCAGAGAUGCUUUACGGUCUUAUUCAUGUUCGAUAUAUAUUGACAAGCAAAGGCUUGGCUGCCAUGCUAGACAAGUACAAGAACUAUGAUUUUGGGAGAUGCCCAAGAGUUUUCUGCUGCGGACAACCCUGCCUCCCAGUUGGCCAGUCAGAUAUCCCACGGUCAAGCACUGUAAAAAUAUACUGCCCCAAGUGUGAAGAUAUUUACUACCCUCGAUCGAAGUAUCAAGGUAACAUUGAUGGAGCCUAUUUCGGAAGUACAUUCCCUCACCUGUUCUUGAUGACAUACGGGCACCUGAAGCCACAGAAAGCAUCACAGAGUUAUGUUCCUAGAGUGUUCGGAUUCAAGCUUCACAAGCCAUGAUGCUGAAAUUUCAAGCUCCAGCCAGGGCAGGAGUUCAUGUGAGACUUACUCCCCUCUGUCAGUAAUGUUCUUGAGUGCAGGUGGAGUUACUUCCCCAAGUUGUCAGAAUAUAGAUACCCUUUUUAUGUGUCCUCGGAUCCACUUACAAUCAACUUUGCGGCCACUCACAAGCUUCAUUUUCAAUUUUAGCUGUGUCUUGGUGAGUUUCUGUAGAACGUGUUCAGUUUGGCUUUAGUAUUAAUAAUUUUCUUGGUAGUGGCUUCCGGCGACCUGUUUUCUUCGGUUUCUUAUUAGCUCAAGCAGGGUUGUUGGCGCUCUGAGAAUAACCAGUUCAUCUCUACAAUUUUCUUUUGUGAUCAGAAAUGUAUCGUGUAGCCUCUAAAUAUUCAUGUCUAAUUACUUUAGAGUCGAGUCGAGUGGAGUCAAGUGAGCAGUAGGAUUUAUGUACGCACUUAUUUGUUGGAAAUUGGAAUAUAGCAUCAUGUUAUGUA
Pyrus x bretschneideri (Chinese white pear) is the source of this 1642-nucleotide messenger RNA. RefSeq names its product putative casein kinase II subunit beta-4. Gene Ontology annotation, cellular component: cytoplasm; protein kinase CK2 complex. Gene Ontology annotation, molecular function: protein kinase regulator activity. The record is from RefSeq and is a predicted model, not a curated record. Bases 285 to 1151 code for a protein of 288 amino acids. NCBI's taxonomy places the organism in Eukaryota, Viridiplantae, Streptophyta, Magnoliopsida, Rosales, Rosaceae. The transcript has 5 exons.